Molecule: messenger RNA, 797 nt
Organism: Lactuca saligna
Lineage: Eukaryota; Viridiplantae; Streptophyta; Magnoliopsida; Asterales; Asteraceae
Source: the annotation of a GenBank genome assembly
AUUCGAGUCAAUCAAAACUACGAGGGUGUAUGUGUCAUUUUGCCCAAAGGGAGAAAGAAAGGGACAUUGAUACUCGACGGCUCGACCCCCACGACUCUCUCCUUCUCCGUCCCCUGUUUCAUCCGCCGGUUGUUGGAAAAUCUCCAAAUCUUUUUCGCCGCCGACUACCUGCGGAUGAUUUCCGGCGUGAAUUGUCUCUCAAUUCCAGGCAAAUCCUGAUCUCCGUUAUGCACACAGAUUUGAAUUCUAUGCACCAAGCAAACGUAUAUAGAUCUGUGGAUAGAGAGCGGGGAGGGAGUGGAACCGUUAAGAUGAUACCGAGGUCGAGUUCUUUGCAGCAAGAGAAGAUGUAUAGAUCUGUAGAUAGGGAGGCGGUUGAUGGCGGAAGCGUGUCGGGGUUACCGCGGUCAAGUUCUGCGCGUCAUGAGAGAAAAAUUACACGAUCAAAUCUUGUCGACCAGCUCAGAGAGUAUCAAAUUCGAUCGAAACAUGAUUGGGCCUCCGUCUCAUUCUUCUCCUCUACUUCAAAUCUCUCUUCUUCCAGGGUGGACGUAGUGGUAUUUGUAAUAUGGGAACUUGCAAUUCUAGCUUUUUUCGUUUUCUCAGCAGUUGCAUUAUAUUUCAGCCACAUGAGACUUGGAUUUGGUUUAGCAACAAUCACAUUGUUACUUCUAUUAUGUAUGAAGCUAACAAAGCGAAUAAAACUCGCCCAAAAAAAGAAACGAAGGAUGCUUCUUCCUUUAUCAAUGUAAAAAAAAACCCUAAUCUUUAUAAAUCCCAACACCUUUUCACCAUUU